Molecule: messenger RNA, 1057 nt
Organism: Saccoglossus kowalevskii
Lineage: Eukaryota; Metazoa; Hemichordata; Enteropneusta; Harrimaniidae
Product: ceramide synthase 1-like
Biological process (GO): ceramide biosynthetic process
Cellular component (GO): membrane
Molecular function (GO): sphingosine N-acyltransferase activity
Source: RefSeq, a predicted model, not a curated record
UCGACUUCCAGUGAAAGUUCCGUGGACGGAACAAGACACCAAAAUGGGGGAACAGGUAGCCGUGGUGUUGCCGAUGCCGGGAUAUUACACACUGCUGACGAACGUUGUUCCUGUACAGUUGAAUACCUUCAUGAAACAACCCACUGAUUUCGAUUAUUUUGGACAGUUUUCAAGAUAUUGUCACUGUACCUGGGUCGAUGUUGGGCUUGUUACGUUCUUUGCUGUGUUUUGGACCGUCUUGAGAGCCGGUCUGACGUGCUAUGUGUUUAAGCCCUUUUUACAAAGUUUAAAGUUGGCUGACAAAGAAAGCUUUACCAAGGCAUCGGAAAGUUUCUUCAAAUCGAUGUGGUACACUCUGUCGUGGAUUUACACUACUUCUAUAGUAUUCAGUGAGAGACAAACGAUGUUCCAAGACCCGGCAUCUGUAUUCGCAGAUUGGUCCAAUGGAAUGGAAAUACCCUUGGAUAUUUACAUACUCUACGUCUACCAGUGUGGUUUCUAUGUACACUCCAUCUACGCAACCAUUUACGUCGACUCAAUCAAAAGUGAUUUUUAUCUCAUGAUAGCACAUCAUAUUCUCACGAUAGGCUUGCUUACAUUUUCCUACGCAGUACGAUAUCACAAAAUCGGCGUCCUGGUCCUAUUUUGUCACGAUGUAUGUGACAUUUUCGUAGAGAGUGCUAGGAUAUUUUUACAUACCAAAACUAGGAAUGGAAAAGUUUACAAUACAAAUGAAUUCAUAGCAAAUAUUUUCUUUGCUGGGUUUGUAACUUCAUGGGUUAUAGCCAGGUUAUACUGGUAUCCUCUUAAAGUGCUGUAUGCAGCUGGUAAAUUCUACCUCCCUUCGAUGCCUUUUGUCACCACGUUCAACGUCAUGUUGUGGAUAUUACUUCUUAUGAACGUCUACUGGUUCUGGACAGUGUCUGUGAUGUACGCACAGGAAUGUGAUGUAUUUGACACAAAGACGCGAUCUGAUAAAAAUCGUAUACACCAAGGCGAUUUUCUUCGAAAUGGAGUUUAUGGCAUUCUCCCUGUUAGUAUCAACGGCAGUGCUUAA